Molecule: messenger RNA, 525 nt
Organism: Babesia microti strain RI
Lineage: Eukaryota; Apicomplexa; Aconoidasida; Piroplasmida; Babesiidae
Exons: 1
Coding region: 1-525 (174 amino acids)
Source: RefSeq, a predicted model, not a curated record
AUGUGGGAAAUUGUAGAUUUUGAUACAUGGGUAAUAGUGGAUUCUCCAGGGAGAUGCGAGUUUGAUGACGGAAAUUUCAAACAUUCGCACCUUCUCUACCACGAAGAAUGCUCUCACAACCAAAAUUGCCAAUACCAAUCUCUUCAAUUACUCAUGGAGUGGAAAUCAAACAUCUUAUACCCACUGGAUCAUGACUUUAUGAAUAGAAAUUUCCUAUCCAAUUUGAAAUCAUACAACUAUUCCAGGAUACCAAAUCAUCGAUUAUACAAAACAGUCAGCGAUACAACUUCAACUGAUAGUAACUACGACACGAUUGCCAAUGGAUAUGGAUUUGGUUGUGAUGAUUCAUCAAUUAAUUCACCAAAAACUAGCGACGAUGAAAUCAUUUACAAAUCAUGCAAUAAUGAUUUUGUUGAUGAUCAUCAAGUGGGGAAUGAUAAAGUGAAUGAUGAAAAAUGUUUGGAAUGUGCGAAUGUUUCGGUGAGCGGGAAUCAAACUACAACGAUGACUGAAAUUAAUGUAUAA